Messenger RNA from Cotesia glomerata, 3445 nucleotides. It is a transcript of the gene nvy, whose product is annotated as protein CBFA2T1-like. The record is from RefSeq and is a predicted model, not a curated record. NCBI's taxonomy places the organism in Eukaryota, Metazoa, Arthropoda, Insecta, Hymenoptera, Braconidae. Gene Ontology annotation, cellular component: nucleus. Gene Ontology annotation, biological process: DNA-templated transcription; negative regulation of DNA-templated transcription. The transcript has 10 exons. Gene Ontology annotation, molecular function: transcription corepressor activity. Bases 483 to 3359 code for a protein of 958 amino acids.
AGUUUAUUUUAGAUUUUUAUUAUCAUAUUAGAAAAUUAUAUAAAUACAUGUGUAGCGGUUAUGUUUAGUACAAGACAUUUCAAACAGAGAGCGUUAUCGUUUUCUUACACUCGCACACUCACUGUCAGAAAGUAGAUCAGCUGGGACAAACAUUGACCGAGAGAGGAAAAAAAUACCAGCUGGCAGCUGGAGGUUUCAAUGGGUGAUAUAUAUAUAGUGGAUUAGUUGAUUAGUUACUCAAAUUUUGUUAUAUUAAAGAAGAAACAAUGACUAAAAUAUUCAUCACAUGAUACAUUUAAAAACAAUCUUUAUGUACAUAAAAAAUCACUCCGUUAUUGAUCAAGAUUUUAAAAAUAAGGGAUGAUUAAGUCAGUAUCGUAGUGUAUGCCAUUCAUUGGGAUUAUCCAGUUAAUUAUUUUACAUAAAAUGUCAAUAACUUUAAUUGUAAUAGAUUAAAAUUAUAAAUAUAAUAAUUAAAAACGAUGGCACAAGGAACUCCUGAAUCAGAUGUUGGGAGCUUUGAAUGUUUCACUAACUAUACUGCACCUGAAGUGUUUAUUCAAGGACUUGCCGGGCUUGUCGACCAACAAGAUGUUGAAUCUAUGAUAAGAGCUCAAAAACAAAUGUUGCAAAGAUUUGAAAAAACUAAUGAAAUGCUUACCAAUUGUAAUCAAUUGUCUAUUAGCCGCCUUAAAUCUACUGGUGCUGAGUUUAAAAAACAUACAGCAUUGUUGACUGAAAUGAAGAAAGAUUUAGAUUAUAUAUUUAAAAAAAUUAGAGUCGUCAAAAAUAAGUUAAAUCAGCAAUAUCCACAAGCAUUUAAUGAAGCUGUAAGGAGUAGUUUAGCUGAGGAAGUGUUAGUUGAAGAUGUUCAUGAAGGACCAAAACCGUUAGAACCAGAAAUUAUUCCUCCAGUAACUGUUUCAUCUUCAGCAACUGAAAAAGAUCAGGACCCAGAUUCUGAUGAUUCGAUUAUGAAAGCAGAGGAACCAAGUUCGGAAAUUGUAAAGAUAAAAAUCAAAGAAGAAAUCAAGGAAUGCGAAUCACAGGAAACACUUUUGUCUUUUGAUCAUGAUUUACCACCUAAUAUUCCAACAACUUUAACCAGCAGUGUAAUUACUCCCAGCGCAGUUAAAGUUAGUAUCGUUGCUAUCAACAAUUCAUCAAUCUCCACUAAACCCCCUGCAACCCCAAUUGAUAAAUCUAACUCGGGUGUUAGUUUGGUUUCAAAGGAAUCGCUGCCUGGUGAUGUAAAAAAUAAAGCGGUAUCGUCUCUGGUAAAUCAAUCACGACAUGUCAGCAAAGAAGCACUACACGACUGUGAAGAUAAUACAUCUUCGUCUUCGAAUAAUUGUUCACUCAAAGCAAAGCUACUGUCAGACAAUCAGCAACAGAAGCCGUCGGUGGCGGGAAACGAUAAUGGACAAAUGUAUUCAUCAUCGAUGGAAAAUCUUAGUCCCAAAGCAGUAUCUAUCAAAAUCGAGGAUGAGGAUCUCUCGAUGACAGAAAGCACAAAUAAAACCGAAGAAAACUUAACUAUUAGCGAAAUAAACAACACGUGUGACUCUAGUCAAUCCAAUAAUCCUAGCAGUACUGGGCUUAAGUCUAUCUCAAGUAUUUUUGCAGGCCACACUAAACUUAAAAGACUUCUCGGCACUCUUGUACAGUUUGCAAAUAAUAUAUCCAAUGAAGUUGGCGAUACUGUUCGUACUCUAAUAUUUGGGCUUUUGAGUGGAGGAUUGGCUAUAGAAGAAUUUCAUUCUUCUCUGCAAGAAGCUACUAAUUUUCCUCUGAAAGAUUUUGUUUUACCGUACCUGAAACAUACACUUCCUUUACUUCGUCGAAAUAUAUCUGCCGCUGCUAGAUCCAAUAAUCAGACAAGUGUGCAAUAUUUGCGAUGCAACGAGUCAGUUUUACUAGAAACGAUUAGUCUUGUCGUGCCGUCUGGAGAAAUAGUUCAACUGUUUGGUGAUUACAAUAGCGGUACCAGCAGUAGUUAUGGAAUACGUACUGCAAGUGUAACCAAUUCAAAUUCUAAUUCAUUUCUGCAGUCCUCAAAUUCUUUUUCAACUGCAUCACUCCAAGACUAUAGUAGCAGUGGAGCUGUUAAACGACGAGCUUCUGAUACUUUGUACUACGAAAAUGGUAUUGAAGAUUCAAUAAUUUACGGCAAACGAUCUGUUAGUUCUUGGAAUCAUUCCCAUCAUCAGCAUCAGCAACAGCAAUCACCAGAUUCUUAUUGCUGGUAUCAUCCGUCUGUUGGAAAUCCAAUUCAAAAUAACUCACAGACGUCUGUGCAUGGAAAUAGUCUCAUACCACCGAAUCUAAUUCAAAUCAAUCAAAUGUCAUAUAGUUCAUAUCAUGGACCCCAACAACAGCAACAACAACAACAACAACAACAACAGCAGCAGCAGCAUCAACAACAGCAGCAGCUGAAUCAAAUGACAUCAAGUAUUCAAAACAACUCAUCCCUUGAUGACGAAUGGAAAAAUAUUCAUGUAAUGCUAAACUGUAUUUUGGGUAUGGUUGAAAAAACUAAACGCGCGCUGGUAAUUUUACAAAAACGUGGUUCAUCAAGUCCAGCUGGAACUACAACUGCGUCUUCAGCUAAUGCAUCUACUGUUAUUUCUACGCCGAGUCAAAAUAACGGCAACACUCUUAAUUGCUUAAAUGGUUCUCAAGUAGAAGGAGGAUCCGUAGAUCGUGAUAGUAAUUUGAAACGACUUUCUGGAGAAAUCGUCGCUCAAACGAUAAGAGCUACUGAAGAUCGUGUCACUGCGGAAGUUAAAAGACGAGCUGAAGAAGCUGUUCAAGAAGUAAAACGUGCUGCUAUGGUUGAAGUACAACGUGCUGUAGCAAUAGCAGUGGCUGAAUCACGAGCUAAUGAACAAUUACGCGCUCAUCAACCCACCGACGGAUCAUUUUUACCUUUAAAAAAUCAUGGGAAUGUCAGACAGGGGCCAUUUUUCCGUCUGAACAGUCAUCCGGUUAAUCAAAGUGUAGAAAUUACGUCGAAAAUUAAUGCAGCGGCAACUAUUAAUUCAAGUUUAUCCAGAGAUGAUGAUAAAGAAAUUCAUCUUAGCAGUAUUGGAUUUACUUGUUGGAAUUGUGGGAGAUCAGCUCUGGAGACUUGUGGCGGGUGUGGAAUUGCAAGAUACUGCAGUUCUUUUUGUCAACAUCGUGAUUGGGAAACGGGUGGACAUCAUGCAAACUGUCGUCACAAUAGUCCAUCAACAAGUGAAUCACGUCGUUCAUCGCCACGAAGUCCACCUAGAGUUGUUAAUUUAAAUCAAAAUGAUAUCAUCGGCUCCUCUGAUAGUAGUCCUAAUUUAUCUAUUAAUAUUACCAAAGCCAAGUGAUUGUAAUAUUUAUGAGAAAAAACUAUCAAUAAUUCAUUUUUUCAUUCUUUCAUCGAGAAAUUAAUAAAUUCCGUCAAUUUAUUGAA